AUGGGAGAAUCGGACCCUACCGGGGCCUUGAGCCGCAGGCGAAGGGCUACAUUUGCGGCGGGGAAAGGAGUGAGUAUGCAGCCGAUGAAUGAAAAGUGUUCGUCUGCGAGUCAACUCUCGUUAGCCGCCUGCAGAAAGACAGACAGCGAACCGGGCAAAGUUGACCGCUUGUUUGAAACAACCGGGCCCACCACCAAAUGUGACAAAAAGAAACGGAAGAAUGACAUAAACGAAAGAUUAAGCUGCCACAAGACACAAGAAUCCCUGCUGACUUCCUCGAGUGGGUACAAUAACUACAGAGGGAUUCUAAACUGGUGUGUGGUGAUGCUGGUACUUAGUAAUGCCCGACUCUUCCUAGAAAACCUGUUAAGAUAUGGGAUUCUGGUGGACCCGAUUCAAGUGGUUUCCUUAUUCUUGAAGGACCCCUACAGCUGGCCUGCGGUGUGCUUGAUAAUUGUGUCCAAUGCAUUUAUCAUGGUGGCUCUUAAUACGGAAAGACAGUUGUCAAAGGGGUCAUUCAGUGAGGGCGUUGGCUGUCUUGUCCAUUGUAUUAAUUUGGGUGUCAUGUUGACAUUCCCUGCUGCAGUGGUGCUCUUCGUGCCCUCCACGACCCCAGCUGGAGGUGCGAUCGUACUCGGUACUUACACCAUUCUCUUCUUAAAGCUGUACUCCUACAAGGAAGUCAACAUGUGGUGUCGGGAGCUGAGCACCAUUAAGGCCAAGAAACUGGCGAGGUCACUGUCUUGUCCAUCAUCUCAGUACUCUAAUGGAAAGGACCAUAAAGUUUGUUACCCUGGUAACCUCACAAUGAGAGACCUUUACUACUUUACCUUUGCUCCGACUCUGUGCUACGAGCUCAACUUUCCCCGCUCUUCCAAGAUUCGAAUGGGUUUCCUGCUCAGAAGACUUUUUGAGAUGCUAUUCCUGAUUCAGAUGUUAGUGGGUCUAACUCAGCAGUGGAUGAUUCCCAUCAUUCAAAGUUCCAUGAAGCCACUGGAGGACAUGGAUCUAUCUCGGAUGACUGAGAGACUCUUAAGAUUGGCAGUUCCGAACCACUUGCUUUGGUUGAUGUUUUUCUACUGGUUCUUUCACUCAUCUUUGAACUUCACAGCAGAGCUUCUACGCUUCGGAGACCGACAGUUCUACAAAGACUGGUGGAACUCUGAGUCGGUGACAUAUUUCUGGCAGAACUGGAACAUCCCCGUUCACAAGUGGUGUCUCCGGCACUUUUACAAGCCAUUGCUGAGGAGAGGUUUUAGUAAGAUGGUGAGCCAGUCAGCAGUCUUCUUCUUGUCAGCAUUCUUUCAUGAGUAUCUUGUGAGUGUCCCUCUGAGGAUGUUCCGUCUGUGGGCCUUUAUGGGCAUGAUGGCUCAGCUCCCACUGGCCUGGUUUGUUGGACAUUACCUGCGGGGUAACUAUGGCAACGCAGCAGUGUGGAUUUCACUCAUAAUUGGUCAACCAUUCGCCGUCCUAAUGUAUGUCCAUGACUACUACGUUCUGCAUUACCGGCAAGAGACUGACUAA
Nerophis lumbriciformis (worm pipefish) is the source of this 1524-nucleotide messenger RNA. NCBI's taxonomy places the organism in Eukaryota, Metazoa, Chordata, Actinopteri, Syngnathiformes, Syngnathidae. The record is from RefSeq and is a predicted model, not a curated record.